Messenger RNA from Iphiclides podalirius (scarce swallowtail), 654 nucleotides. The record is from the annotation of a GenBank genome assembly. NCBI's taxonomy places the organism in Eukaryota, Metazoa, Arthropoda, Insecta, Lepidoptera, Papilionidae.
AUGAGGGAAUCAUAUUCCAUGUACCACCAAGAGUAUAUCAUAAUGGCAGAAUACCGUAUGUUACAAACAGAAAAUUUACAAGGGAUAUAUGUGAUACCUUCAUAUGCUAAUUCAUUAUUAUGGUUUGGUGUAAUAUUUGUCAGAUCUGGCGUAUAUGAGGGUGGAGCUUUUAGAUUUACCUUAACUUUACCAGAAAAAUUUCCUGAUGAUAAUGUUCCUGUUGUUACAUUUACAUCACAAUUGUAUCACCCAGCUGUUAAUGCGACUUCUGGAGAGCUAAUCUUAAAUGAAGUAUUUCCUCAAUGGGAUAAAAAACAGAAUCAUAUAUGGCAAAUACUUAAAUACUUACAUUGGAUUUUCAACAAUUUACACUUAAAAUCACCAGCUAAUAUUGAAGCUUCUGAUGCGUUUAAAACCAAUCGGAAAGUGUUUAUGGAAAAAGUUAAAGAAUGUAUAAUGUCCAGCAUAGAUCACAUUUAUGAUGAUCCACCUACUGAAGAUAAACAUUAUAUAACUUUUAAGCCCUAUGAUCCUGAAAUUCAUGAUAAUGCAAAAAAUGUAAUGCUAAAAUCAUCAAAAACAAAUGAAAGUUCACAUGGUAUAUCAUGGGUGCAGCCAGGUUCCUUUCAAUCAUUUUCUAAAGAAGAUACUACA